AUGGAAUGCCUGCGGAGCCUGGCCCAGCUCCUGCCCCACGUGGUGGGGCUGCCCAGGCGCAGCCUGUGCGCUCUGGCCUUGGGCCUGACCCCCGGCACUCGCCCCGUCGUCGCCUACGGCCGCGCCACCGAAUUGCUCGGAAGGAGGCGGGCCGCGCCGCUGUGCUGGCCCCGCCGGCUCCCCGUGACAGGUGAAAUUUACCGGACUAGAACUUCUGAUGUGUCUCAAGCCACUUUAGCCAGUGUAUCCCCGGUGUUUACUGUGACAAAAUUUGACAAAGAAGGAAAGGUGACUUCUUUUGAAAGGAAGAAAACUGACUUAUAUCAAGAAUUAGGUCUUCAAGCCAGAGAUUUGAGGUUUCAGCAUUUAAUGAGCAUCACAACCAGAAACAAUAGGAUUAUCAUUCGAAUGGAGUAUUUGAAAGCUGUGAUAACUCCAGAGUGUCUUCUGAUACUCGAUUACCGUAAUUUGAACUUGGAGCAGUGGCUUUUCCGGGAGCUCCCUUCACAGUUGGCUGGAGAGGGCCAACUUGUCACAUACCUUUUACCUUUUGAGUUUAGAGCUAUAGAAGCACUCCUGCAGUAUCGGAUCAACACCCUUCAGGGGAAACUUAGCAUUGUGCAACCGCUGAUCCUUGAGACACUGGACGCUUUAGUGGAUCCCAAACAUUCUUCCGUAGACAGAAGCAAACUGCACAUCUUGCUACAAAAUGGCAAAAGCUUGUCAGAGUUAGAAACAGAUAUUAAAAUCUUCAAAGAGUCCAUUUUGGAGAUCUUGGAUGAAGAGGAGCUGCUGGAAGAGCUCUGCCUGACAAAGUGGAGUGACCCGCGAGUCUUUGAAAAGAGCAGCGCUGGGAUUGACCAUGCAGAGGAGAUGGAGUUGCUGUUGGAGAACUACCACCGAUUAGCUGAGGAUCUUUCCAACGCAGCUCGGGAACUCAGGGCACUGAUCGAUGAUUCACAGAGUAUCAUAUUCAUCAAUCUGGACAGCCACCGUAAUGUGAUGAUGAGGUUGAACCUACAGUUGACCAUGGGAACCUUCUCUCUUUCGCUCUUUGGGCUAAUGGGAGUUGCUUUCGGAAUGAAUUUGGAAUCUUCCCUUGAGGAGGACCAUAGAGUGUUCUGGCUGAUCACAGGAAUUAUGUUUAUGGGAAGCGGCCUCAUCUGGAGGCGCUUGCUGUCAUUCCUCGGACGACAGCUGGAAGCUCCGCUGCCUCCUCUGAUGGCCUCUUUACCUAAGAAGACACUGCAGGCAGACAGAAGGCUGGAAAUGAAACACAGUUUCAGGCCGGAUGGACUUGGAUCAAGCAGGGGUGUCCUAACAGAUCGUUAG
Rangifer tarandus platyrhynchus (Svalbard reindeer) is the source of this 1332-nucleotide messenger RNA. Lineage: Eukaryota; Metazoa; Chordata; Mammalia; Artiodactyla; Cervidae. The record is from the annotation of a GenBank genome assembly.